GGAAUUUGAUAAGUGUGCCUCACUUUAAGUUUAUCACGAUCUUGGACGGCAUCAUCUAUCAAGUACUAGUGUGGAAGGUUGAGAGGCUGAUCGUAUUUAGGAUUAUCAAAAUUCUUGGACAGCUCCGCCUUGAGUAUCAUUGUGUCAGAGAAAAUGAUUGGGCAGUCUACAUCCGUGCUCAUUGCCUUAGUGUUGAGUCUCACCUCGACACAAAUGCUGAGUGUCGCCCUGGGAGUAACAGGAAGUCUAACGACGGCGACGCUACAACCGAGCACCACCCACUUCGCGGGGAGACCAGCCCGUAUACCGGAUCAGGGCCUAACCACUUUAAUGACGUCUCAAGAUUCCACGCCAACAUCGCUAUCGACGCCAACUACAAACUCGCACAGUAUAUUUGUAGACUCUAGUGUCAAGAUUACGCCAACUCCUGCUGCGAAAAAUACAACCACGACGACGACCACAACAACAACAACAACAACGCCCAUUCCAAAAAUCCCAACAUCGCUAUUGACGCCAACUACAAACUCGCACACUAUAUUUGUAGACUCUAGUGUCAAGAUUACGCCAACUCCUGUUGCGAAAAAUUCAACCACGACGACGACGACGACGACCACAACAACAACAACAACAACGACAACAACAACAACGCCCAUUCCAAAAACAGAGCGUCCAAUGCUGAAGAACAUAGCUUGUAACGUGAAUUGUACAUUCUUGCCGAUGUAUCUGAAAAACAGCUUCUUCAAGGACGAGAACGGAACGGAACUGUCGCGUUACGUCUGGUUGUGCACGGUAAACAGGACAAAUGACGCCAGUCCUUCAGAGGAGGAGCCACCGUGUUCGGUCGACAUCAAAACAGCCAUAGGAAACAUUCCGCAUGCUAAACUCGCCGAGUUGACUCUCCUCAUUCAAUGUACUUUUCCUGUUAGGCUGAGAAUUCUCAACGAAGGUGGAAUUAGGAGAGAGAACCUCGUGUCGUAUCUCGACAUUCGGCGGUGUAUUAUUGACUGGCGGGACGCCAUAGUCUUCGGAAAGGCAGUUGACUUUAGAGUCAUGAACAUUUUGUGGCCGGUUAAAUUUUCUUCCGAUGACGUGAUAUCAACGAAGGAUAUCAUUGCAGGCAAUUACUCCAAUGAUGCUAUUGUAAAUACAAAUGGUAAGGGUGAAGGUCAAAAUUGGGUUCAAGGUGAACAUCAAGGUCCGUGGCAAGGCAUGGCCCAUAGGUCAGCUCGCAGUGUUAGAUUGCAGAUGAUACAAGGUCUUCAUAACCUUGGAUCCCUAAUGAUACUCAAUCCCCCACAACAGUGUUCACGCCCAGAUGAUAGCCUCCGAUGUACUUUGAAGCCCUUUGAAAGAAACGAACUGGACCAUGCGCUUCCAAGUAUUUUCACGAAGUACCUCUGGCCCAGGAUGGCGGAGGUCACAAUAUCUGACCUUGACAUCGAUGAUGGAACUGUUUUCAAACUGAGGUACACGAUGCCCUAUCUUCAGGGUCUGGACAUUGUUAGAAACCGUAGGGAAUUCAAGGAAUUGCCCACGUUUCCCUGGUUUUCAUCGCGUAUGUACCUCCCGAGGAAAAUCGCCCGCACGACGACUGGCAAUUCGCACUACGCUGGCCGGAAGGAUAUUGCACCAAAUGUUUACCGCAGGGUAUUUAAUCUGGACCGAUCACCUAUUUCUGUGAGAGGACUGAAACUUCAGGGCUUGCUCGACAACAUUACUGUCAAAAGUAGCAUAAAAUCGAAUGACACUUCAACAGAUUUAGGUGGCGUCCUUUUCAAGGAAACAUGGGGUAUUCAACGGGUGGAUUUAAGCCAUAACAACAUUACCUCCAUCCCUUAUUUCUAUGAUAACGUAAGAUCGAUUAAAGAACUAAUCUUGGACUAUAACAAUCUCACGCAGAUUCCAUCCUACACGUUCGGUUUCAUGAUUGCUUUAGAAACACUUUCUAUUUCUCACAACAAGAUUGACAAAAUUUCGAAUAAGGCGUUCUUGACAACAUCGGAAAUUGUGGCAAUAAUCCUCUCCUACAACAGGCUUGUCUGGAUCGAGAAGGGAACUUUCUACAGCUUGUCCAAGCUUAAUAUGCUUGUGCUUGAUCAUAAUGAAAUAGAUAUGGUUGACAUCGAUGCCAUGCCGGCACAGAACUCAAAUAAACUCACCACUUUAGAUUUGAGUUACAACAAACUCGCAUAUCUGCAUCCGCAGAUGAUCCUCUUUCGAUUCGCGACGAAGAUUGACUUAUCAAAUAAUAGAAUCAGAUCCGGACAACUCAGCCAUUUGCUUACUGAUACCGAUGCCAACUCAGCCGUAUAUAUCUUUAAUGAUUCAAACAGCGACAGUAAAAUUGACAUUACACCACUUGGGGGCGAGAGAAAGGAAUUGGACCUUUCGGACAAUAAAAUCGAGCACAUUCACCUCGAGCACAAGAAUGUAAGCCAGUUAAUGAACUUUCAGACAAUGCUGACAUUCUUUAAAGUAGAUCUCACGAGAAAUCCGUUGAACUGUGACUGUCGAGCUUACGCGUUGCAUCAGUUCCUCGUGGGCCACCGGGCCAACAAAACUGAAAACUCCAAGACAUGGCUGGACGAUGCUAAAAAAAAAUGGAUCUGCGCACAACCCGAAAGCCUCGAAGCCAUCCCGAUUGAAGAUGUUCCUGGAGACAGGUUUCUCUGUGAAGACAAAUCUGCCGACUGUCCAUCGGAGUGCGCAUGCUACAAGCGAAUGACCGAUUAUAAUGUUACCGUCGUUGAUUGCAAGGAUAGGAAUCUGAGCGCGAUACCUCAACGAAUGCCUGGAGGGUUUCUUGAACUACACUUCGAAAACAAUCGGAUUGAGGAGCUGUCUGCGCGGGGGUAUCUAAAGUUUGUUGUGGGCCUUUGGAUGUCCAGAAACGAUAUCACAGAAAUUUCUCGUGAAGUGGUGGAACUUCUCUCGAAAAAUGCCAAAGGUAUUUAUUUCCAGUACAACAAGAUUUCAAGGUUGAGCAAAUCAGUGAUGAGUCUGUGGAACGGAGUGAGUAAGCUCGAUUUGACAUACAAUCUGCUUGUUUGCGACUGCCAUUCCGAAUGGCUGCGCCACUGGAUCAUUGAAGCGUCUUACUUGGUCAAUGGGUGGAAACUGCGCUGCGCUUCUGAUGAAACCAGCGGCGGUGCUAGGGGUCGUGCAAUAUUGACAGUAGAGUCGCACGAGUUCGUUUGCAAAACGGAGAUACCAAAGAUUAUUGCAAUUAUAUUUGGGACAGUUUUCAUCCUCCUCAUAGUUGCUUUCGCUUUGGUCGUCCGGUACCGCCAGGAAAUUAAAAUUUGGUUGUACGCGAAGUACGACUGGCAUCCUUUUGAUAAGGUCGACGACAGUGACCCCUCUCUCAUCUACGAUGCUUUCAUCUGCUACAGUAGCUUGGACUAUGAUUGGGCCGUGCACACACUUUGGAAUAAGCUCGAAAACGAACAGACCCCGCCGUACAAGCUGCUGCUGCACCAGCGGGAUUUCAUUCCGGGCCAGAUGACCAUGGAUAGCAUCUACGAGGGCGUGAACAGCAGCAAGAGAAUGAUCAUGCUCGUGACUCAAAACUUUGUCCGUAGUGAUUGGUGUAUGGCAGAGUUCCGAACCGCACACCACGAGGUUCUUUCGAAGAAUACUCGGAACUAUCUCAUCGCAAUCCUGGGAGAGGAUUUGGACAUAGAAUGUGUUCCAGAGGACUUUAAGGUGUUUCUAAAGAACACAACAUAUCUUAAGAAAGAUGAAACGAACUUCUGGGAUAGACUUUUCUACGCUCUACCCCAGAAGGGCCCCAGGAAGACCGCGCGUCCAGAGCAGACGGCCGGGCUCAAGGAAAGCCGCAACGGCUGCGUGGCAAACGUUCCUGGGCGCCAAUGCUCCGUGAUAAGUAACGCAACAGGGCUGAACAUUUCUCGUCAAAUUUCCGCACAAAGUAAUAUCUCAAAACAGAGUACUGGCAAUGUAGCGCAAGUCACAGUUUAUAUGAAUGAUAAAAACCUAAAUCGCAUUCCGAGUGAAACAAAUGGGCAUGCACUUCCGGUCCUUGGGAACAUUUCUGGUGAUGGACUGCCUAACAAUUUAGAAUUAGCAACCUUUCCCUCAACAAACAAAAACCUGAACCAUCAUGGAAACCAGCCAGGACAGCGCCCAGUGAGUGCUUCUGGCGUUUUCAUCGAUAUUCCUCUUGACCAGUGCUGACGGCCGAGAAACGCCUAACACGGGGACAGGGAGCUUGAUUUGUUUUGGAGUUAAAAAUUUUUCCGCACUUGGGCACAGGGUAACAAGUCUGUCAUUCAGGAGAGUGGUGCUGUCGGGCGGCUCUUGACCGAUUUUACAGUGUGCACAAAUGAUUUCGUUGUUUUCCCUCGUUUGCAACAUGCCAGGUUUUAUUUUUGUACAGAUAUAUAAAACAUAAUAAUUA
Messenger RNA from Lineus longissimus, 4420 nucleotides. RefSeq lists its product as uncharacterized. Gene Ontology annotation, cellular component: plasma membrane. The record is from RefSeq and is a predicted model, not a curated record. Gene Ontology annotation, molecular function: protein binding; transmembrane signaling receptor activity. The coding region runs from base 154 to 4197 and encodes 1347 amino acids. The transcript has 2 exons. Lineage: Eukaryota; Metazoa; Nemertea; Pilidiophora; Heteronemertea; Lineidae. Gene Ontology annotation, biological process: immune response; toll-like receptor signaling pathway; inflammatory response.